Messenger RNA from Lecanosticta acicola, 2974 nucleotides. NCBI's taxonomy places the organism in Eukaryota, Fungi, Ascomycota, Dothideomycetes, Mycosphaerellales, Mycosphaerellaceae. The record is from the annotation of a GenBank genome assembly.
AUGUCGAAUACGCUCUCUCCCCCCAGCGAUGCCAACGAGGUCUACAGAUUACGACAGACAAACGGUACGUUGCAUCCUUGCUGCUUAUGCAUGCGAAAGAGGCCUUCACAUGAAGUCGCAAGCAAGCACCCAUACCCAUGCAGCAGCUUCAUGCACCGCACCUCCACCUUCUACCGCCGCCAACCUUUUCUUUCUCCCACCAAUACUCCGUCAACGAUCAAUUCAUCUCUCCCGCUAACAUGUCACUCUUCUCUUACCAGUCUCCAACCCAAGCAUAGUCCACAGCCGACCUUCCCAACACUCCAUCACUGCCUCCGAGCACUACUACUCCUUCUCCGGCUCCAACUCCUCCAAUUCCUCGGCCCGAUCCGCCGAGCUCGCCAAUGCUGCAUCUAUAUCGCAACAGACGAUAACACGAUACCAAACUCCGCCUUCACGAUAUCGGACGCCCCUGGCAUCGAGGGACAUCUUGCCUCUGCCGCAGCAUGCGGAGGAGCAACAGAGUGAGGAGGAAACCUUCAGAAAGACGCCAAUGAGAGGCCAGGGGAAGAGACGACAGAGCGUUGGUGAGGGUCCAAGUACCAAUGUUGCUACCACUGCUGCUGCAGCAGCGCCGUUGCUACGCGAGGGAGGGAUCAAAAGAAAGCCUGUACCCAGCACGGUGAUCGAACAAGAGUCUCGACCUGUGAGCGAGAUCAGAAUCUCUCCAACUGCUGCCCAGAGCUCCGUUGCGAGGGAUAUCAACCGAGAGCGAGAUGCACCGACCCCUGGUGUGGAUGACUCGCCAUACAUCCACUUCGCUCUGGAUCAAUUGACGAGAGACGAAGAAGUAAGAGGCAGCAGACGCUAUCCAGGCAUUGCACCUGGAAUCGAUGGCAAUUAUCCCUGCAUUACACCUCCACAUGUGCAGCAAGCGACUUCUCCCAGACGGCAGACACGCUACGAGCCAUUGCCGCAAGAAGAAGAGAGAGACAUCGUGGAACAAGCGCCUUACCCCGACGAUCCACCCCCUGAGAGCCCGCGGCGAGGAGAUGGCCCACCUUCUCUACCACGUCCACCACAAUCCCGUCCCCAGAGACCACAGGGCCCGAAGAUCUUCCUCUCAGUUCCCGCGGACAGAUCACGGCAAGUGCCUCUCAACUUCAAGCCUGGCAUCCUGAGACCUCUACAGCUCGGAAUCUAUAUUUUGCUCGUGCUGGCCUAUACCAUCUGCCUCGUCAUUGCAGCAGCAUGGAGUAGAGCACACACAGGACUGUUGAACUACGGCACCUUCGGAGACGGUCGAUAUUUCGUCUUUCAGUAUCUCCCCACAAUGCUUGGCAUGGUACUGCUGAUGUGGCUCUUUGAAAUCCAGAAAGCAGUUUACCGCGUUGGCCUCUACAUUGCCAUGGCUUCAGAUCUGCCCUCGAGUCGAAUCGCUGGCGCGACGCUCCCCAUGCAGCCGAGAGGAUUUGUCCUGCCAUACUUUGGACACUUCCGUGCAAAACAAACCGUUGUGGGAGUCUUCCUGUUCAUUGCGUGGCUGCAACUCUUCACUAUUCCGCUGCUGAGCACGAGUUUCAACGCCUACCAAGACAACGGAAACUGGAGCUGGAUCGCAACGCAGGGAGUGAUUUGGGUCGUCAUCGCGCUCUAUAUCCUCCUUCUGAUGGCUUUGUCCGCUCUUCUCUUCUGGCUCUCCAGGCAGCCAACCGGGCUGAAAUGGGACGCAAAGAGUCUAGCGGACAUUAUCGUCCUUCUCGAACGAAGCAACGCGCUCGAUGGCCUCGGCGACGGCGUGCCUCAGCUAGGCUACUUCCGUACCACACACCAACCCAACGAAGUGUUCCAUACUAUUGGCAUUGAAGAGAAACCGGCCCGCAGCUACGGAGUCAUCGACGGCCAGAUUCGCGAGAAGCGAUACUCAGAUCCAGACAACGAGCUUCAGCCCGGACGACAUUCCAAAGACGCGAUGUUGCCACGCUCACCCAUCGACGAAGAAGGUGGCAGCAGCUUUACCCACAACGACAAUGGCCUGCCAUGGUUUCUCCGGCCUUCCUUGGCUCUCCUCUGGCCCAUCAUCGCCAUUGUGCUGCUGCUCGCUUUCCUCAUCGUCUCGUACCUCCCCAGCACCAACGUCUCCGCCGGUUUCCGACCCAUGCUCUCUUCCGAAGUGAACACGAUGGGUUUCAACAGCGCCAAUUUCCUCUACAGCUUCAUCCCGUCCCUCCUGGCCACGCUGUGCUUGCUCUUCUGGCUCGACAUUGACCUCGCCCAUCGUCGUCUCGCCCCAUUCGAAAGCUUAACCUCGAUCAACCGCAAGACGCCGUCGUCUUCCGACCCAGAAAAGGACGAAUCAGAGGAAACAAUCGGCGACAGACCCGAACGUACCCUCCUGCCCUCCUACCCAGCCGAUUUCCCGCUUUUCGUCUCCCUCUCCGCCCUCUUCAAUUCCCACCUCCGCGUAGCUUUCAUAAGCUCCGUCAGCCUCCUCGCGGCUACACUACCAAUCCUCGCCGGCGGAAUCUUCUGGGCGGAAUUCUACAUCCCCGACCAGAGAGUCCUCAUCUACCCGGAUCUGCCAGCCUACUACACUCUCACGGUGUUCCUCACAAUCUACGCCCUGGCGUACCUCACCAUCUACCCCGCCUCGGCCCUCCACCACCUCCCGCCCAUCGAAUCCUUCAACGACAUGCGCGACCUGGUCCAUCAAUCGCGCCUCCUCGACGACAUCGCUUUCCGCAACCCCGUCAGCAAGACGCAACUGGUCACCCGCCUCCUGACCUCCAACCCGCUGGCUCCCCACGGCAUCGGCGCGGAAUCCAAACUCAGCCUGGCGGAUAGUAUCCGAGGCUACGGAAGGGCACGCGCUGCCGUGGAACAACAGCCGCCUCUCUGCUCCCCCUCCAACAACCCAUCCCCGAAUUUCGCGUUUGGGAGGUUUCAGGGACGGGAUGGGCGGGAAUAUCUCGGUAUUGAUCGAGUUCGGCGAUGA